Schistosoma curassoni is the source of this 1818-nucleotide messenger RNA. The record is from the annotation of a GenBank genome assembly. Lineage: Eukaryota; Metazoa; Platyhelminthes; Trematoda; Strigeidida; Schistosomatidae.
AUGGAUUUAAAAUACUGUUUUAUAUUACUGUUUGGUAUCAUAAAUGAGGUACUACAAGUCUCAGGAAUUGCACCUAAAGGUCAUCCUAGAGAGAUGAAAACAAAAUCAGUGGAAAAAAAUCUUAUCAGAAUGUUAUUAAAUCGAUAUGAACAAUUUGGUGUAAUUGGACGACCAGUAAAUGACAGCAAAAUUAAAGUUGAUGUUCGUUAUGGAUUACAACUUUUCCAAAUUUUGGAUUUAGAUGAAAAUAAACAAAUUUUACGAACUAAUUGUUGGUCGAUGUAUAAAUGGACAGAUUCUCUUCUUCGUUGGAAUGAAAGUGAUUACGGAAAUAUCAAAACAGUUCGAAUAUUCCCUUCACAGAUUUGGACGCCGGAUAUCAAACUGUAUAAUUUUGCUGAUGAACGCUUACGUGAACACAGAGAUGCUCGUGUUGUAGUGUCAAGUAACGGAGAAAUGUUAUGGGUUCCACAAGCACUGUUUAAAAGUACAUGUGAAGUUGAAAUCACAUAUUUCCCGUUCGAUACACAAAUAUGUAUGCUAGAAUUCGGAUCUUGGACGUACGAUAAAACACAAAUGGACAUAUCAUGGUGGAUUCCAGAUUCACCUCCCAUAGAAGAAAUGCCAUAUUUAGACUUCUCAGAUUACGUACCAAGUAAUGAAUGGCGCACUGAUGGCGAGAAAGAACGUGAAGUACACCAUGUCAACCGUACUAUACAAAUUCGAUCAGUUAAGAAACAUCGACGUCGAAGUCAAACUGUUGGUAACGAAGUGAUCACAAGAGAAUAUCCAGUUUUACGAUAUUUAAUACGUUUGAGAAGGAACCCGAGUUUUUAUGUAUUCAUGUUAGUGAUUCCAUGUGUGUUGUUAUCAUCUUUAACAUUGGUUGUAUUUUGGUUGCCUCCAGAAUCUCCAGCAAAAAUGAUGCUUGGUAUGAAUAUAUUUGUUGCAUUUUUCGUUUUACUCUUACUGUUGGCUGAGUCAACACCUAGUGCUGUGAAAAAUUUCCCACUAAUUGGAGUGUAUUUUUGUUUGAAUAUGAUUAUGAUCACACUGUCCACUUUCUUGGCAACUUUGGUGAUUCACCUUUAUUUUCGAGGCGAUCGUAAUGGAUCAGUUCCAUACGUUUUGAGAAGAAUUAUUAUAGAGGGUAUUGGACGACUCACAUUAGUACGGCAGCGAAUUCCUCUACCAGAAAUGAAAAAACCAAUUAGGCCGGCAAUAAUAAAACCUCACAAGAAGAUUCAAAUUCCAGGUAUGUCACCCAAUAAAAUUCCAACAAAUGAAGAAACAUACUGUGAGAAUGAACGUAUUAGACAUUUUGGAGGUGGGGCAUUUCAACAAUGCAAUAUGAUUGGUAGUAAUUUUUUGUAUGGAGAAGAACAAUUAGGAGGAGCUGCUAGUAAUUGGUUUGCUCCAGAUGAACGUCGUUCUGUCCCAAGAUACCCUAAUCAAUUCGAUUCUUAUCCAAUGGCCACACCAAUCAAUAAUAUACCUCAUAUACCGGGAAGUGCAGGAAAAUCAUCAGAAAAUGAGCCAGAUAAUGCAGUUAAUCAUGAUGAAUCACCAUCAGUUCUAAGUUCAACCACUACACUGGAGCGUGAUGUGAGAGAGUUGAAAAAAUAUGUCAAAAUGUUAGUUAACCGACAAAAGGAAACAGCUCGUAAAAGUUUAGUGGCUAUGGAAUGGCGCACUUUGGCUAUUGUCUUGGAUCGUUUAUUUUUCUUUAUUUACAUUACCACCAUAGUAAUUGCAGUAGUUGUUUCAGUACCACGAAGUACUGAACCAGAAGUUCCACCAGCAUUUCGCGAUGAUUAA